Catharus ustulatus (Swainson's thrush) is the source of this 2668-nucleotide messenger RNA. It is a transcript of the gene IFT43, whose product is annotated as intraflagellar transport 43. NCBI's taxonomy places the organism in Eukaryota, Metazoa, Chordata, Aves, Passeriformes, Turdidae. The record is from RefSeq and is a predicted model, not a curated record. The transcript has 11 exons. Gene Ontology annotation, biological process: intraciliary retrograde transport. The coding region runs from base 112 to 696 and encodes 194 amino acids. Gene Ontology annotation, cellular component: intraciliary transport particle A; cilium.
UGCCCCAUCUGGAAAGCUGUGUUUGAGAGCCAGGGAGGAUUGGGAAGAGCAUCAGAAGCCAUCAGGAGACUUUGGCAAAAGCAUCUAUCAUGAGACAGAUCUGUACUAAAGAUGGGCCGUCGAGCCCGCCAAGACCUCUUUACAGAUGAAAAUCUCAGCAGGAAGAAUUCCCCGUCUGCUUCUCUUGGAGAGGAUGAAGACUCUCAGGAAAAGGUUGACCAUGUUCCGCCACCUAAACCCCCACGCCGGCAAGGAGGCUGGGCAGAUGAUCCUGUACUGGCACCUACCAAGUCAGGAAAAAAGCACACAGAAGAAGUAGAAGACCAUCGUCUCAGACAGCAGAGCCUGGAGGCAUCAGAUGAUGGAGGAGAAGACAUUCCUGUGAUCCCUGACUUGGAGGAUGUCCAGGAGGAAGAUCUUGCCAUGCAAGUGGCAGCUCCCCCCAGUGUGCAGGUGAACCGAGUGCUGACCUACCAUGACCUGGACAAAGAUCUGAUGAAAUAUGCUGCCUUCCAAACUCUGGAUGGGGAGGUAGACCUGAAGCUCCUCACCAAAGUUUUGGCUCCAGAACAUGAACUACGAGAGGAUGAUGUCAGCUGGGAUUGGGAUCAUCUCUUCACAGAGGUGUCAUCAGAACUAGUGACUGAGUGGGACCUGGGACAGUCAGAAAGGGAGGACCACCUCAGUCUCCCAUAGAGCUCUGACCCACCAGAUGUCUCAUACAUCCAUUUCCUGUAAAUAGUUAAGCACUUUAAUUUUCUAUUCACUUGUUUGUAUUUGAGAAUUUAUUUCAGACAUGAAAAUAAAUAGGACCUUGCUUCAUAGAAAAAUCGUCUUGGGAGAAGUUUUGGUUAUUUUCUAAUAAGAAUUUUCAUUCUUGAAAGAAAUUAAGAAUUCUAAACACAAAAAAAUAUUUACUUAUAAAGAGUCAAUAGCACCUCUACAGAUAACUGCAAUGGUCAAUCUUUUCUCUGUGGAAACACAGCCUCUCUGGAGUGGACCAAUGUACAAUGGAGUGUGGUUUGCACUGAUGGCUAUCAGAGAGGCUUAGGCUGAUAUGACUUGUUUUCAUAGGACAUCCAGGUUACUAUCUUCCUCACAAGACACUUCAAGUCUUCAGGAUAUCUGAUUUACAUUUCAUUCACUAGCCUUCAGCCUUUCCUUGGUAGUUUUACCUCUCUCUUGGAACAUUACCUCUGUAUUGACUCAGGAAGCAGCAUCACCUAUUAAACUGCCACUUCUUACAGCCCUUCUUUAUACCUUGAGUUUUCCCAGCUAAAAUCUGACCAGGCAUAACCUCACUUAGCUUUUGCAAUCGCAUGAAACCACAGCCUGAAUGGGGAUUGCUUCAGGCAUAGGUACUUUGCAAGGAAAAUGUUCAUUCCAUGUGUGUGAAAGAAUGGAGCCUGAUGCUCACAAACAAGGUGACUCCCUGGUGGAUGUCUUCAUGGAACCAAGUAACUCACUCUUACUGUCAUCUAAAGAAAAACUCAUUUAGCUGUUAAUACCUUGUCCCUGUGGAGCCAUGGUCAUAAUUUGCAGGAAACAGUAACAUUACUUCUAAACCAAUGCCCUUCAAAGCCUUGCCAUGUUGGAGAAUCUUGCUACUUACUUCUGGGGAGAGCAGGUGCAGGUGUUGGAAGUUUGCUGUGCUGCCUUUCUUUGCUUGUUUGGUUGGUCUAACAGAGCACUGCAUUCCUUUUGUGACAGCAGGACAGGUCAAAUAGCUCACUGUGAAUUCAGUACUCCACAGAAUUUCAGGUGAGAGCUGACAUGCCAAACAACUUUAUCAACAAAAAAGAAGGAUUUGGGCCCCACUCUGGGGCCACAAAAAUAAUGGGAGGCUUAUUUGUCUUAAGGAAACACUAAGUUUUUUAUAACCAAGACAUCUCUCCUGUAACUAGAAAACUGAGGCAUAAGCUUGGGAGGCAAUUGUAUGGAAGAUAAUCCGAAAGUCUUUCUCUGAGUAGAGAAACCGAUUUUGGUAGGAGCAGAAACUUCCCAGCUGAGCUAGCAUCUACUUUUCUGUGACAUGGUUCCUGGCCAAAUAGAAUUUAGAAUGCUUUGUACAUCCCGGGAAAAAAAUUAAAUUCAGCAAACUAAAAUGGGUUGGUAAAUCAGACAAGCCAGUCUGAGAGGGGAAAAAAAAUGGAUGCUUUUGGAUACCUGCCUCAGCUGGGGGCCCUGGGCAGGGAUCCUCUGGGCUGGGAAGCAGGUAUGUGGGGGCCAGGCUUGUGGUGCCCAGUCUGGGACCUUGGUAAUCCAGCUAACACCUGGGCAGAGAUGGAGAGAAGGGCUUGAAAAAAAUGCCAACCUUAUCUGUUUUAUGGCAGGAAGAGACAUCUUUGAUCAUUUAGUCUGACCUGCUAUAAUAUAGGCCAUGGCAGAGUCCAUUGACAUGGGGCUGAGCUUUGUCUGUCUUGGGAAAGGCAGAUAAUGUAUUUAAAACUCUUUCCCAGUUACUUUCUAAUAGAUGAUUGCCCUUACAGUUUAAAAUCUGCUUUAUUUCUAGACUCGGUUUUUGAGUUGCAUCUUUUGUUUCUUGAGCCUGCUUGCUUUCACCUUUCCACAGCCAUGCUGUCAGAUAUUUUCUCCUUGUUUCAGUAUUUAUAUGCACUGGGAUCAAGUUGUCUCUUUAAUUUCCUUCAAUAAACUUAAUAGACUGAGA